AUGGUAGAUUAUGAGAAGCUUAAUUCAAUAAGAACUAAGGAUUCAUUUUCGAUUCCAACUAUUGAAUCAACCUUACAACAAUUAGCUGGAAAUCGUGAUUUUUCAAAGCUUGGCUUACGAUCAGAUCAUUUUCAGAUACCAAUUCAUGAGAAUGACAAACCCAAAACAGCAUUUAUAACAACAACUGAUCUCUGGGAAUUUAAUGUUUUAUCAAUGGGUUUAACAAAUGCUCCACCAAGUUUUCAGAGAACUAUGGAUAAUUCAAUUGACAAUAAUCGUGAACAAUAUUGUUUGCAUAUUCGUGAACUACAAUUAUCUGAUCAUCCAACAUUAAAACAAGCUAAUGAAUUUAUCGGUGAACUAGAAUUUAAUGGAAGGUUUAUUAAAAAUUUUUCAAAAAUAACUAUUCCAAUUUACCGAGUUACAAAUUUAAGCAAGAACAACAAACAUAAUUUUAAAUGGCAUGAAGAACAAAGACAAGCCAUUUAGCAACUGAAGGAGAUUAUUACUGGAGCAGAAUUAGUACUUGAUUUUCCGAAUCCAGAUUUACAAUAUAAAUUGUCAACUGAUGCUUCAAAUGUUGGUCUAGAUGCUGUACUUAAAGAAGUACCUAAAGAUAGAAGAAUAAAAAUAAUUUAUUAUUUAUUAUGUACUUUAUCGAAAAAUGAAUCAAGAUAUUCUACUACAGAAUUAGAAGCAUUAGCAAUGAUGUAGACUAUUAUAAAAUGAUGUUCUUGUUUACUUGAAAAAGAUUUUAAAGUUGAGACUGAUCAUUGCCCUUUAUGCCAAUUCCACAAAAAAAACAAAAAAGACAAGUGUCAUUGUGAUGUGCUAAUUUAUUUUUUCGUUACCUAUUACACAGUGAUGAAAACCCGUUCAAUGACUUCAUGAUCAGAAAACAAGAAGAAGAUUAUUUGUUUCCUCAUGUAGACAAAUUAGAUGAUACUGAACUAGACCUUCAAUCAGGAAUACCAAUCAAUGUUAUUGCUCAUUCUGCUAUUUAUGGUCAAGUAAUAGUGUAAGAAUCCAUAAAUUAAAAGGAAAAAAUUUAUCUUCAUCAUUGAAUACGAACAAGCAUGUAAUGUUACCUACAUCACCACAUAUGCAUAAGACUGCAACUUCAUUCUCAUCAUUACCAUCAAACAAGUUAUGUAAAGUUUCUUCAAUACAUACUGGAUUUAGUAUGAGGAACUUAAAGAAAGCACAAAUGAAGGAUUUUGAAAUUCAAGAAAAAAUAAAAGAUCUAGUUAAUGAUGAAAGUUAUGAAAUUAUUAAUGAUAUUAUUCAUCAAAUUAGUUCCAUGUGAUAAAACUAAAAUUAAACUGCCAUGAAUCCCGAAAUCAAUGAUCAGCCAAGUGUUUUUUCUUUAUCACAAUCAUCAUACAGCAGCAUAUCUAGGGAAUCAUAACACGUCACAUAAAUUGAUCAACAAGUACUAUUGGCCUAGUAUGCAUAAGGCAAUAACAAAUUAUAUAUAAUUUUGUAUGAAAUGUGCAAAAUAUAAUUAUAUAAGAACAAAAUGACCCGAUAAAAUGAAUAUUAUCCCAACACUCAAUGAAGUAAUGAGUUUGAUAGAUAUAUAUUAUUAGGAUCCGACUAAUUAUCUUACGACAAAAGGUAAUCAAUAUGUGAUUACAAUGACUGAUUACUUGUUCAAGUUCAUGUUUACAAGAGCAGUAAAAACCAAUUCAGCUCAAGAAGUAGU
Molecule: messenger RNA, 1705 nt
Organism: Rotaria sordida
Lineage: Eukaryota; Metazoa; Rotifera; Eurotatoria; Philodinida; Philodinidae
Source: the annotation of a GenBank genome assembly